This is a messenger RNA of Caenorhabditis sp. 36 PRJEB53466, 1885 nucleotides long. The record is from the annotation of a GenBank genome assembly. Lineage: Eukaryota; Metazoa; Nematoda; Chromadorea; Rhabditida; Rhabditidae.
AUGGUCAUUGUCAUUUUUCUCGUUACUCUCCUCGCACUUCUCUGCGGGUAAGUUUACUGGUUCUUCUCUUUUUUGUGAAAAAACAACAUAGUACAGUUGUUUUUCAGGUACUUCAAAUGGCUACACACUUACUGGAAAAGAAAGGGGAUCGAUGGUCCGUCUGGAUUCCCGUUUAUUGGAAGUUUCUAUCAGCUUGCGGAUCGUAAAUUCCCUAGAGGACUUAUUAUCAAUCAGUGGACCAAGGUAUGAUUGAAACAACUUGUAAAGAACGCCACGAUCCGUUCAGACCUAUGGGCAAGUAUUCGGAUAUUACGAGGGAGCGACUCCUGUGCUGGUUAUCAGUGAUCUGGAAAUGCUGCAAGAGAUGUUCGUGAAAAAGUUCGAUUGCUUCUAUCACAGGAAAAUGACCCAUAUGAUUACUGGAAAUCUGGAAAGUGUUAAAGAAGAACCUCGCGUCAAUCUGUUCUCAGCACAAGGAUCCAGAUGGAAAAGACUGAGAGCUCUAAUGACACCAGUUUUCUCCGUGAAGUCUGUGAAAAAGGUACAUAAUUAUUCGAGGCUGUUUGGAAUUUGAAUUUUAGAUUCACGCAACUAUGGAGGAUAGUGUUUUAGCUAUGGUCGCCCUUCUCGAAAAACAUGUCGAUGGAGAACCGUUCAAUAUUCUCGAGUAUUAUCAGGAACUCACAUACGAUGUUGUUUCCCGACUUGCAAUGGGUCAACCACAUUCAGAAUUGUUUAAUAAUGAGCAAGUUGAUAUGGUUCGAAAGGUAACGAAACAAUAAUUUUGCCUUGGCCCAAAAAAUAAUUGCAGAUCUUCGAUCGUACGCAAAGAGUCUGGCCGUGGUAUCUGACAGUUACGUUCCCAUACUUCAAAAACGCUAUCAAAGAUUUUUUCUUUAAACAUCCAAAUGUUCGAGGGGGAGAUGUUGGCAAACUUCACAAGAUCUGUGAAAAUGCCGUGCAAAUUAGACUGAAAGAAAGGGCUGAAAACGCAGAAAAGAACGUUGAAAAAGAACAAAACGACUUCAUCGACAUGUUUCUGGACUACUACUCGGAAAGUGUGAAAGACGGAGUCUUCGGAGAAACCGUUGAAAAAAAGGUUACUGCCGAUGACGUGGUCGGCGCUUGUUUCCUGUUCCUCUUGGCUGGUUUUGAUACCACCGCCAAUACUCUCGCCUACGCAUCCUAUCUCCUCGCUAAGAACCCGGCAAAGAUGGAUAUUGCACAAGAGGAAGUGACGAGAGUAUGCCGUUCUCCUAACAUUUCCUACGAUGAAAUUGUCGGUUUGAAGUACAUGGACGCGGUUGUCAAGGAAUCUAUGAGAUUGUACCCUGUCGGAGCGUUGUAAGUUUAUCAAAUUCACAAGAAAUGGGUCAAAGAUUUUGUCAUAAUUACAGCGCUUGCUCACGAACCUGUAUGAAGUCCACCACUCUUGGCAACUUGCAAAUUGAUGUCGGUGUGAGCGUCGAGGCGGAUGUUCAUGCUCUGCAUCGCAGUACCGAGAUUUGGGGAGACAAUCCGGAUGUUUUCUUCCCAGAAAGGUACAUAACGACGAGGAUGUGUUCGGCCUCGGCCCAGAAAAAAAAACUACAUUUUGAAAUAUUUUUAUUGUUCCUGGCCGAUAACUGGAAUAAUUUUUUUCAGAUGGCUUGAUCCAAACGCCGCGCAUAGACACAAUAUGUCUUGGAUUCCAUUCGGAGCAGGACCAAGACAAUGCGUUGGAAUAAGAAUGGGAAUGAUUGAAGUCAAACUUGCUUUAGCUCAUAUCCUCCGCAAGUACUCAAUGAUCGGAGGAGCUCACUCAGAAAAAGAAUUGAAUUUAAUUGGAUGCGCAACAAUGGCCCCGGAAAAAGUUACCGUUUAUUUAGAAACCCGAUUCGGCUGA